AUGAAUGAGACAGGCUUUGUUCUUUCCCCAAAACUUAAGAAAGUUAUUGCAGAAAAAAGUACCCAUCAAGUCCAUAAAAUAUCUCAUAGAAAUGAAACAGACCAUAUAUCUGUUGCUCCAAUAAUCUUUGCUGCUAAAGAAGAACUUGUAUCCUUUAAAAAAGAAAUAAAAUUGCUCAAAGAAGAAAAUGUAUUAUUUAAAAAAAAUAAUUUAUUAAUGCAAGAAGAACUAGAAACUUUUAAAAAACCUGGUACUUGCCCUCUAAAACUUGUAUUAAAAUAUCCUGUUCGUCUUGUUCAUCCUUCUCAAGUCUCUAAUGAAUUAAAUACUGCUAAUUUAUCAACUCAACCACUAAAAAAAAAGAAAACUUUAUCGUUUGACCAACUUCUUACUAAUGAGGAAUCAUUGCAAGAAUUAAAAAAGACAGAUGAAUUAGUCAAGAAGAAAGCUAAAACUGCAAAACAUAAAAAAGAAGAGGUUUUUCAUAAAAAAAAAGAAGCUCUUCAUAAAAAGAAGGAGACUCUUUGA
Messenger RNA from Cetraspora pellucida, 528 nucleotides. The record is from the annotation of a GenBank genome assembly. Lineage: Eukaryota; Fungi; Glomeromycota; Glomeromycetes; Diversisporales; Gigasporaceae.